This is a messenger RNA of Myotis lucifugus (little brown bat), 1854 nucleotides long. It is a transcript of the gene SLC13A5, whose product is annotated as solute carrier family 13 member 5. Gene Ontology annotation, molecular function: sodium:dicarboxylate symporter activity; succinate transmembrane transporter activity; citrate transmembrane transporter activity. The transcript has 12 exons. Bases 30 to 1745 code for a protein of 571 amino acids. The record is from RefSeq and is a predicted model, not a curated record. Gene Ontology annotation, biological process: monoatomic anion transmembrane transport; citrate transport. Gene Ontology annotation, cellular component: membrane. NCBI's taxonomy places the organism in Eukaryota, Metazoa, Chordata, Mammalia, Chiroptera, Vespertilionidae.
CUGCCUCUCCCGCUUCUCCCCCCAGCACGAUGGCUUCGGCACUGAGCUAUGUCUCCAAGUUCAAGUCCUUCCUGAUCUUGUUCUUCACCCCGAUACUGCUGCUGCCACUCAUCAUUCUGGUGCCCACCAAGUUUGCCAGGUGUGCCUACGUCAUCAUCGUCAUGGCCACUUACUGGUGCACAGAAGUCAUCCCUCUGGCUGUCACCGCCCUCUUGCCUGCCUUGCUUUUCCCACUCCUCAAGGUUCUGGACUCCAAGCAGGUGUGUGUCCAGUACAUGAAGGACACUAACAUGCUGUUCCUGGGAGGCCUCAUCGUGGCCGUGGCCGUGGAGCGCUGGAACCUGCACAAGAGAAUCGCCCUGCGCACACUCCUCUGGGUGGGGACCAAGCCUGCACAGCUGAUGCUGGGCUUCAUGGGCGCCACCGCCUUCCUCUCCAUGUGGAUCAGCAACACAGCCACCACAGCCAUGAUGGUGCCCAUCGUGGAGGCCGUGCUGCAGCAGAUGCAGGCCACGAGCACAGCCAGCGAGGCCGGCCUGGGCGCCCUGGAGCUGGUGGACAAGGGCAAGACCGGUGAGGUGCCAGGGACCCAAGUGAUUUUUGAAGGCCCUGCUAUGGGGCCACAGGAGAAUUGUAACAGGAAGAGCAUGUGCAAGGCCAUGACACUGUGCGUGUGCUACGCGGCCAGCAUCGGAGGCACUGCCACCCUGACCGGGACAGGACCCAACGUGGUGCUCUUGGGCCAGAUGCACGAGCUGUUUCCUGAGAGCAAAGACACCGUGAACUUCGCCUCCUGGUUUGGAUUUGCCUUCCCCAACAUGCUGAUCAUGCUGCUGCUCGCCUGGUUUUGGCUCCAGUGUAUUUUUAUGGGAUUCAAUUUUAAAAAGGCUUGGGGCUGCGGUCUGGAGAAAAAGAGUAGCGAGAAAGCUGCCUACGAGGUGUUGCAGGAGGAGUACAGGAAGCUGGGACCCUUCUCCUUCGCCGAAGGCAACGUCCUGCUCUGUUUCCUCCUGCUGGUCACCCUGUGGUUCUCCCGGGACCCAGGCUUCAUGCCUGGCUGGAUGUCGGUCGCCUGGAUGGAGGGCGAGACAAAGUAUGUCACCGACGCCACCGUGGCCAUCUUCGUGGCCAUAUUACUAUUCAUUGUGCCUUCGCAGAAGCCCAAGUUCAACUUCUGCAGCCAGACUGAGGAAGAAAGAAAGACUCCGUUUUAUCCGCCUGCACUGCUGGAUUGGAAGGUGACCCAGGAGAAAGUUCCCUGGGGCAUUGUGCUGCUGCUGGGGGGCGGAUUCGCUCUGGCUAAAGGAUGCGAGGCCUCGGGGCUGUCUGAAUGGAUGGGGACGCAGAUGGAGCCCUUGCACGUUCUGCCCCCAGCAGCCAUCUCCUUGGUCUUGUCCUUGCUCAUUGCUGUAUUCACUGAGUGCACAAGCAACGUGGCCACCACCACCCUGUUCCUGCCCAUCUUUGCCUCCAUGUCACGUUCCAUUGGCCUCAACCCGCUGUACGUCAUGCUCCCCUGCACCCUGAGUGCGUCCUUUGCCUUCAUGUUGCCUGUGGCCACCCCACCUAACGCCAUCGUGUUUGCCUACGGACACCUCAAGGUUUCUGACAUGGUGAAAACAGGAAUAAUGAUGAACAUAAUUGGAGUCUUAUGUGUGUUUCUGGCGGUCAACACCUGGGGACGGGUCAUGUUUGACCUGGACAGUUUUCCUGACUGGGCUAAUGUGACUCAUAUUGAGACUUAGGAAGAGCCUCAAGUGCAUAACACAGCCCCGCCUUCCUGAGGACUUCCGAAGCUUCCGGCACACCGUACAGCAGAGCUUUGGGGUUGACACCCCAAAGUGACCUGAUGAU